This is a messenger RNA of Capronia epimyces CBS 606.96, 2217 nucleotides long. RefSeq names its product tryptophan synthase. NCBI's taxonomy places the organism in Eukaryota, Fungi, Ascomycota, Eurotiomycetes, Chaetothyriales, Herpotrichiellaceae. The transcript is spliced from 2 exons. Gene Ontology annotation, cellular component: cytoplasm. Gene Ontology annotation, biological process: L-tryptophan biosynthetic process. The record is from RefSeq and is a predicted model, not a curated record. Bases 1 to 2217 code for a protein of 738 amino acids. Gene Ontology annotation, molecular function: tryptophan synthase activity.
AUGGAAGCCAUCAAGGCGACUUUUGCGCGAUGCAAACAGGAACACAGAUCUGCCCUCGUAGCAUACUUUACCGCCGGGUACCCAACGAAAGAAUCGACCGUGGAUGUCAUGCUGGGGCUGCAGGCUGGUGGUGCUGAUGUCAUCGAACUCGGCCUGCCCUUCACAGAUCCCAUCGCGGACGGACCUACCAUCCAAAAAUCAAACACCGUCGCUCUCCAGAACGGUGUCACUAUCCCAAUCGCCCUGGACUUUGUUCGAGACGCUCGGAAUCGAGGCCUUCGCGUCCCCGUCCUCUUCAUGGGCUACUUCAACCCUCUACUUCGCUACGGCGAGGAUCGCAUGCUGAAGGAUUGCAAAGAAGCUGGCGUCAAUGGAUUCAUCAUGGUGGACUUGCCCCCGGAAGAAGCGGUCAGAUUCCGAAACAAUUGCACAAAGGCCGGCCUCUCAUAUGUGCCGCUGAUUGCUCCAGCCACGUCCGAGAAACGAAUGAAGCUGCUAUGCAAGAUCGCCGACUCUUUCAUCUAUGUGGUGUCGCGCAUGGGUGUCACUGGCGCAACGGGUACUUUGAACACAAAACUGCCAGAACUGCUCGCAAGAGUGCAUCAGUACUCUGGUGGGGUUCCCGCCGCGGUUGGGUUUGGCGUCAGCACAAGAGACCAUUUCCUGAGUGUCGCAGAGAUUGCCGAGGGUGUGGUCAUUGGCAGCCAAAUUGUCACGGAACUGGGCAAUGCGAAGACCGGCGAAUAUGCAAAGGCCGUCCAAGAAUACUGCUCGCAAAUCACCGGGCGGAAAGUCGGCGACUUCAAUGACACAAAUGGCUUAACAAGGGAAGUCGGAAUUGUCGAGGCAGUCAAUGCCGCAAAAGAACCCAAUGCUUCGACAAAUGGGCUCAACGGUCAUCAAGUCCAAGUCGACAAGGUCAUCACCGAUGCUGAUAUUCCGUCAGAACCAGGUCUGGCCGACCAACUAGAUGCCCUCAAUUCUGCCACAAAUGGGACCGAACCGAACCCUGAUGCGAUUCCAGCCCAAUUCGGCCAGUUCGGUGGUCAAUAUGUUCCGGAGUCACUGAUGGACUGUCUAGCCGAACUCGAGGAGGGCUUCACCAAAGCGAGGAACGAUCCGGAAUUCUGGAAAGAAUACCGGUCCUAUUAUCCCUACAUGGGCCGACCUUCAUCACUUCAUCUGGCAAAUCGGCUGACUGAAAAAGUGGGUGGUGCCCAAAUUUACCUGAAAAGAGAGGACCUCAACCACACUGGAAGCCAUAAGAUCAACAAUGCCCUGGGACAGAUUCUUAUUGCACGGCGGCUAGGCAAGACGCGUAUCAUCGCUGAAACCGGGGCCGGUCAACAUGGUGUCGCUACCGCAACUGUGUGUGCCAAGUUUGGCCUGCAAUGUGUUGUGUACAUGGGUGCCGAGGAUGUGCGUCGACAGGCGUUGAAUGUGUUUCGAAUGAAGCUGCUCGGCGCCAAAGUUGUCGCCGUAGAAGCCGGAUCUCGUACCCUCCGCGACGCGGUCAACGAAGCUCUGCGUGCGUGGGUGGUUGACCUUGACACCACGCACUAUAUCAUUGGAUCAGCCAUCGGGCCUCAUCCAUUCCCUACCAUUGUCCGUACAUUUCAGAGCGUGAUCGGGCAAGAGACCAAGGAGCAAUUGAAGGAAAUCACAGGCAAGCUACCCGAUGCCGUGAUCGCCUGCGUUGGCGGUGGCUCCAACGCCGUCGGCAUGUUCUUCCCUUUCAGCUCCGAUCCAUCAGUGAAGUUGAUCGGUGUGGAAGCUGCCGGCGAGGGCGUUGACACUGGCAAGCACUCUGCCACUCUGUCUGGCGGCUCCGUUGGCGUGCUACACGGCGUCAGGACGUAUGUUCUCCAGAACGAGCAUGGCCAGAUCGCCGACACGCACUCUAUUUCGGCCGGACUCGAUUACCCUGGCGUCGGGCCGGAGUUGUCGAAUUGGAAAGACAGCGCGCGCGCACAGUUCAUCAGCGCCACGGAUGCACAGGCCCUGAUCGGGUUCCGGACACUCAGCGAGACUGAGGGCAUCAUCCCCGCGCUCGAAUCGAGUCAUGCCAUCUACGGAGCGAUGGAAGUGGCUAAAAAGAUGGGCAAAGAUCAGACCCUGGUCAUCUGCCUCAGUGGAAGAGGUGACAAAGAUGUCCAGAGUGUUGCGGAUGAAUUGCCCAACCUGGGUCCGCAGAUUGGUUGGGAUUUGAGAUUUUAG